UACGAAGGCUGUUGAUCGAAGAAAAUUGAAUCCGACUAACAAACACAGAAGUAGGAAGUUGGUGUUUUGAGGCUGUUUGUGAAAAUGUGAUUGGUAGAUUACUUAUUUUUACACAGAUGGAAACACAUUAUAUCUUCAUGUCCAUCAUAUGAAAAUUUCUGAGAAUGGCGUGAUUGAGCUGCCUCAGAAGGCAUGACCAAGCGUUUUGAGUUCAGCUGGCAUAUCCCAGUGCCAGAGCCACUGUUACAAGGGUGUUAUUUUGAACGGUGGACAGAGGAAAAGGAAAAUAUAGAAUACGAAUCAAAGUGUCUCUUUAGGGUGGAUGAAUAUGGAUUUUUCAUCUACUGGAAGAGUGAGGCUCGUGAUGGUGAUGUCAUUGAGCUGUGUCAAGUAAGCGACAUUCGUGCAGGUGGACUUCCAAAGAAUGAGAAGCUGAAUAACACCCUGAUGAAGUUGGGAGACAAUGUGGAAGAACGGUCACUCACCAUUUGCAGUGGAACUGACUACAUCAACAUUAAUUAUCAGCAUGUAGUUUGUCCAGAUGUAGAGACUGCAAAGGCCUGGUUACAGGGUAUCAGGAAAAUCACGCACAAUGUAAAGGCAAAUAAUGUAUGCCCCAUGACGUGCUUGAAGAAGCACUGGAUGCGCCUAGGAUUCCUUACUGACCCAAAGGGCAAAGUACCUGUUAAGGUUGUGGCAAGAACUUUUGCAUCAGGCAAGACAGAGAAAUUGGUGUAUCAGUGUUUGUCAGAUCUUGGGCUUCCCAGUGGAAAGAACGAUGGAAUAGAACCUGAAGACUUCACUUUUGAUAAGUUCUAUGACCUGUAUCAUAAGAUCUGUCCAAGAAAUGAUAUAGAGGAGCUCUUCCAGUCCAUUACACAGGGUAAAACAGAGACGAUCAGUGUGGACCAGUUCAUCUUAUUUCUAAAUGAAAAGCAGAGAGAUCCACGAUUGAAUGAAAUAUUGUACCCAUUGUACGAUGAGAAAAGGGCUGCAGAAAUCAUCACUACUUAUGAACAGGAUGAGCAAGCUCGCACUGAACGGAAACUGACAAAGGAUGGUUUGAUUCGCUACCUAAUGUCUGAUGAAAAUGCACCUGUAUUUCUGGAUCGCCUUGACAUUUACAUGGAUAUGGACCAACCUUUAUCUCACUAUUACAUCAACAGUUCCCAUAAUACCUACUUAUCUGGCCGCCAGUUUGGUGGAAAGUCUUCCGUUGAGAUGUAUCGCCAGGUUCUUCUGGCAGGCUGCAGGUGUGUGGAGCUUGACUGCUGGGAUGGUUUGGGAAAAGAUGAAGAACCAAUCAUCACUCAUGGGAAGGCAAUGUGUACAGACAUAGUCUUCAAGGAUGUGAUUUAUGCACUUCGUGACACAGCAUUUGUGACAUCAGACUUCCCAGUCAUACUUUCAUUUGAGAACCACUGCUGCAAGGGACAACAGUACAAGCUCGCCAAAUAUUGCAAUGACAUCCUUGGAGACCUGUUGUUGAAAGAACCCCUGCCUGAAAGUCCUCUGGAGCCAGGUGUUCCACUGCCUUCUCCCAACCAGCUCAAGCGUAAGAUUCUCAUAAAAAAUAAGCGUCUGAAAUCAGAUGUGGAGAAAGCAGAAUUGGACCUGUUCAUGCAGGGGCAGUUUGUUAUUGAGGAUGAGGAAAAAGAAGAUGCAUCUGCUCCGAUGAUGGAAAAGAAAGAGGAGCCAGCUGAAGGUGCAGAUGGUGUCGUUAUACCGGAAGAUGUUCCAGUACAAAUACCGUAUACAGGCUCCACAACCAAUGUUCAUCCAUGGCUCUCAUCAAUGGUUAACUAUGCUCAACCAAUCAAGUUCCAAGGCUUUGAUGUUGCAGAACAAAAAAAUAUCCAUCACAACAUGUCUUCUUUUGCGGAGACAGCUGGUCUAGGUUACCUCAAGUCUCAAGCAAUUGAAUUUGUCAAUUACAACAAGCGACAGAUGUCUAGGAUCUACCCCAGAGGCACGAGAGCUGAUUCUUCUAACUAUAUGCCUCAGGUGUUCUGGAAUGCUGGCUGCCAGAUGGUGUCACUGAACUUCCAGACACCUGACCUGCCCAUGCAGUUGAAUCAAGGGAAAUUUGAAUACAAUGGUAACUGUGGGUACUUGCUGAAGCCAGACUUCAUGAGGCGGGCUGAUCGUAGUUUUGAUCCAUUUGCAGAAUCACCUGUUGAUGGAGUCAUUGCUGCCCAGUGUUCCGUGCAGGUGAUUGCAGGUCAGUUCUUGUCUGACAAGAAAGUGGGCACCUAUGUGGAAGUAGAUAUGUAUGGGCUUCCAACUGACACUAUCAGACGGGAGUUCCGCACACGUAUGGUUCCAUACAAUGGACUAAAUCCAGUAUAUAAUGAGGAGGCAUUUUUCUUCAGGAAGGUUGUUCUUCCAGAUUUGGCUGUUCUAAGAUUUGGUGUUUAUGAGGAAAAUGGAAAGCUGCUUGGCCAGCGUAUUCUCCCACUGGAUGGCCUGCAGGCAGGCUAUAGACACAUUUCUCUGAGGACUGAGGCGAACUUUCCCAUGUCACUGCCCAUGUUGUUCUGCAAUAUUGAGCUGAAGAUAUAUGUGCCUGAUGGAUUUGAAGAUUUCAUGGCUGCUUUGUCAGAUCCCAGAGCAUUCAUUUCAGCCCAGGAGAAGAGAAAUCAACAGUUGAAAGCCAUGGGUAUAGAAGAGACAGACAUUAAAGAUCCGCUGUUGGGUGUCGAUGGGAAUUCUACAGCAGGGGCUGGAGGAAAGAAAGGCAGUAAGACAGGUGGUGCAAAAGGCGCCACUACAGGUACCAAGCUGGAGGAAGAGAAGAAAGAGGAUCUUAAGUUUGAUUCGAUCACUGCGGAAUCACUUAGAACAGAAAAAGGCUUCCAGAAGACGGCACGUAAGCAGCAAAAAGAAUUGGAUGCCACGAAGAAACGCCAGCUGAAGGAGCAAGUGGCCAUGCAGAAGCAACAGUGCACAGCCAUUGAGAAACUCAUCAAAGGAAAGAAUAAGAACGAGUUGGUGUCGGACCCGGCAGUCCGCAAACUGGUCGCAGAGCAGACAAUGCAGUGGAGUGACAUGGUCGAGCGUCAUCGCAAGGAAGAGUGGGAGUUGAUCAGGCAGCAUCUGACUGACCAGCAAGAAAUUUUGAAGAAGCUUAUGGAGGCUUCACAUGCUGCUCAAAUGAAACAGCUGGAAGCUAAGCAUGAUCGGGAGAUGAGGGAAAUGAAUUCUCGGCAAGCAAAGAUUUCUGUGGAGACGAUGAGGGAAGUAGCUAAUGACAAGACACUGAGGACAAAAGGAGACAAAGAUCGUCGACUGAAGGAGAAGAAACAGAACAAUACCAAGAAAUUCACAGAUGAACGCAGGUUUGCUCAAAAGAAGAAUGACAGAGAAAUAGAGAAGUUGAAGGCAAAACAUGACAAAGAAAUGGAAAAUCUUGUAAAGGAUGUGCAGAAUCAAAUUGAGAUGAACAACAACGAAGAACGAGAGUAUCAGCUUGCAGCCAAGAAGGAAUUUUUUGCUUGAACUCUUGAUACCAACAGAACCAGCCAAAACCUUGUCAUAUUUAUGUUAAGAGCUAUUUUAUGACUUGUAACAUUUAUAUAAUUCUAGUCAGAUUGAUAUUUUAUCACUCGCUCAGAGUGCUAUAAUUCAGCUGUGUAGUAAGGUAACAGCGCAUCUCAACUUCGAAGUCAUGUGAUAAACCAGUAAACGUAGGUCUCCGCGCUGUCAGAGGUAUGACGACUAUAGCUCACCAGUUUUUAAAUUAUUUGUUGAUCUGUAUGGUGAUAAUCGUGCAUUGUGUAAUUUUAUCUUAAAAAGUAGAACUAUUGUUACUUAUUAAUGUAUAUAUGUAUGCCAGCUACGAAGGGUACAAAAAGAUAAUGUAAAACCAAAUAUUGUUGUUAUAGAAUUGAUAAGGUAUCUGUCCCUAAUUGUUGAGAUAUGCAUACAUUUAAAUUAUGACAGAUAAAUAAGUAUGCAGAUCGACUAUAUUCUAAUGUUGGGUACAUAUGUUCACCCACGCCCAUUUACGUUACAUAUAAAAUUUCCAUUAAUGUCUAAAUUGCGGUAUGUUCUUGCCUAAAAAAUUAGAAUAGAAGUAAGUAUCUCGUUAUCAGCAUUGCAUAAUGUAUGCAGAUCAUAAUAGUCUUCUCAGAAUGAGCUGUUAUCUACAGUAGUAUUAUUUUCGUUAGUAAUGUACUUCUGACAAGUGCCAAAAAUUUAUAUAGGGAAAUUCUGGGAAUUAGUAUGUAAGUUUUCAAGAAUAAUAUACCCAAAAGUUAUACAUGAGUACAAAAAGAUCUGGUCUGUUUUUUCCAGACUUUCUAACCAAAGGGAAUUAAUAUUUAAUCAGUAAAAUGUUACCAAAUAUGAACAUGAGAUUUUACACAAGUAACGUACACACACGCAACUUAAAGACAGCCAAAGAGUAAACGGUGUGUGAAAUUAUAAAUUAAAGUGUAUGAAGUUUUGUGAGGUUGGCAUGAUGAAACAAGUUUGUGGUAUAUGCUGAAUCAUUGUGAUGCUUACCAUAUUACCAAUCCAAAACCUUUGCCGUAUUGUCUGUACUUUCGGCUUUAUUACCACAUCUUUAGUUAUAAUGUAUACUACCUGAUGGCCGUGGAACUUCCGCUCAGGAUGCAUUUUAGUUACAUGAACGUUUUGUACACACGGCUUUUUCUGUGUUGAAAUGGAUUCCAGAGCCAUCGUAUAGAAUAGUGUGGUAAAAGCCGGAUUGUACUCAAGUAACUGAAUAAUUUAUUCUUUACUUCAUUGAGUGAUUGAUUGAAAUUCUCCUCAUGUCUAAUAUCCGUGGCAUGAGAAUAUGUCGGGGAGGUGCAUGUAAGGCUACAUACAUGUUUUCUGCUUUGCUCUCGUAUCCAUGCGAGAGGAGGCCGCGUAUGCUGGCAAGGAGAAAAAUGUGUCCAUACUGGGUUCCAAAUCCCGAUCACUCGACGUGUAGGUAGUACCAUACUGAUUAAGCUAAUCUGGUUCAUUAACUGACUGAUUCUUUCAGGAUUUAUGAUUUGUUUUGAUGGUCGUUGGGUAAUACAGAUUAAGGAUGGAAAUAAUCUUCUAAGAUUGUUCCAGAACAAUUUUUCUCAUAAAAAGUGCUGGGUUUUUUUAUUGUACAGGACAAGUAAGCUAACUUAGUCCAAUUAUCUUUUACAGUGAAAUAAGUUGCUGUGUUAGAAUUGUCUUUGCAAGUUUUAGAAGCUUAUAUAUAUAUGCAUUUGUUUUGAAUUGAAAAAAAUUAACAUUUGCUUAUCUGAAAUCUGACAAAUGUGACAUUCCGUCGUAUAUACUGCGAUGUAAGCAUUUCAUACUUGAACUAAAAUUUAAGUUUGCCCCAUGGCCGACAGGCCCAUCGUGAUUAUUUGUGAAACAACUUAUUGAAUCUCUUGAAGUUGAUAAUGUACGAAAUUGUGAGCAGUCUGGCUAUAACGCUAUAAUGCAUGUGGUUCGGAGUUUGUUCUGAAAACUCUUGACCCUUGAACUGCACUUUCUUGCCCAUUGAAGAGCGUUGUAGUGACGAGUAUUUGUGUCAGCAUGUGCGCGCUCGUGUCGGAGCGAUCGAGCACAAGCGUGAUUAAAUGCGAACAUUCCGAGUUUCUAGUGAUGAAGGCUUCUGUUGCAUUUUGUUGUCUUGAUUACUGUCCAAUUUUAGAAAUAUUGACAGUUAUUAAGUAAAUGUAAAGUAUAUUCUAAAUAGCCUGAAGGGCUCAGAUAUCGUUUGUCUGCGUAGUGCUUAAUUUUAUCUGAAAGUUUUAUUUUACGUUACAGCCAAAGCGCUUGUCUGUACUAAUAAUACUUAGAAUAUUUGUUAAUGCAUUAUAUCUCUCCGACUACAACAGUCAGGAACCAAGUAUUGUAAUGCCCCAUUGAAGAAACAUUUUUUGUGUAAUGAUUGUAGAAAAUUUAUUGAAUAUUUUUUGUAGUACAGGAAACAGCCUUGAGUAUAUUAAACAUUUUCCGUGCAGUAAUUUAUCUGUACUUAGAUUAAUGUACUGAUAAAAAAUGUCAUAGCUACCAAGUUCUUGUUGUUAAGUCGAAGGAUGCGUUUAAUUGGAAUUCCUAAUUUUCAGUAAAGACAUUUUUAGUGGUGGCUUCUAAUAGAGUAAUUAAUAGAAUUGAACAUGUGUGAAUGUAAGUUGUAGCCCCCCCUCCCCUCCCCCAGAGGCAUUCAGAAGGAAAAUGGUGCAAUAUAUUAUAGAAAACACGGUAUGCAUGGCUUUACUAGUUGAAUGAUUCCUCCGUACUUUGUUUAUAAAUGGCUGCAUAAAAGGAGAAGCAAUUUUAUGGAAACUUUGAAUACCUCAUUGAAAACAAGGAGACGGUGGAGCAGAUGGUCUAUUUAUCACUGUUGCCAAUUCUUUGAGCUGGAAAAUAUUUUGGUGUUACCAGUACCUUACUAUUUUUGUUGUAAUAACUUCUGCGCAGACAAAAAUAUAGAUGGAGCGCAAGAGUGACAGUGGAUUUCGCUCGCGACUCUCGAGCAGAUCGAGCGGGAAUAUUUUGCAGUUUACCCUUCGGACUCCGAAAUGGGUUCAUUUAUGUUACAUGUACUUAAACAUGAUAAUUACUUUGGAUCUGUCAUAAGCUUUCCAAAGGGUAAUGUUUCCAAAAUGUAAUUGUUUGGAAAAACUUUAGGUGAUGGAUGACACACGAUCAUUAAAAGCAUUUAGAUUAUGUGUGCUUGUUACAGAGUAGUGAAAUUAAGUGACCUUGAAACGUGUCUUCAGUAAUUAAUAGUGUGAUAGGAAAAUCUGAAGGUUCAAUACCACUCUCUUAAAACCUGCCUUUGGGCAUGACCUUGAGCCAGUUUUAUCCAUUUCCCAUUUUCAUGAAAUAUUUCUCAGAGAGUCAGAUUAAUGUUAUCCUUCCAUCUUCUGAGUGGUCGUUAUCUGAGCUUUUCACAUCAAAAUUCUGUAUCAAAAGUCCUUAUUGCAUAAUGUUUAACUGCGUACUUCAUUCUUUUAAGUCAAAAUAUGUUCAUUAGCCAUUUGAUUUCAAACAUUUGUAAUUUAUGUCCUCUUGAAGUGAAGCCAUGUUUUAUUCCUAUUAAAAAUACAGGAUCGUGACUACAUUGAAACAGUUGGGUCUUAAUACGCAGUCACUUCUCCGCUUUAUUUCCUCGUUUAUUUACCAGAUACAGAAAGAAUGCAUCACUGACGGUGUGAGCCUGUACCAUGUCUUGAUUAGUGUAGUCAAGAGUUGUUUCUAGUUCUGUUUAGAAUAAAUACCACUAGAUGUCUUUCAGAACCUGUAAAAAAAAUUCACACUUCUUGGAGAUGAAAGAUUUUUUCUCUUUCUUUUGUGUUGUAUUUAAUUAUGUAGUGAAUGAAUUCCGGUAACUUAUUCCAAAGUAAAGGUAUUUUGGUUGUUUGGGGGUGUACAUUCUUUUCAACAAACAUAGUUGUUACAAUAUCCCAAAAUGUCAUGAAAAAUAUUCAAGAUAUGUGUGUGAGAAAUGUUAAGAUGUUAUUGGAAAAGUUUGUAACCAAAAUAACGGAUUUGUACAGGGUUUUAUCAGUCAGUGUUUUACCUUUUUUUGUUCUGAAAUGCGGUUAGUAGUGAACAGAUUCCUGGUAUGUGCAUUUGUUUACAUGUCAUUAAAUGGACGCAGAAUAAAUGCUUAAAAUAUGC
This is a messenger RNA of Zootermopsis nevadensis, 7623 nucleotides long. RefSeq names its product no receptor potential A (gene norpA). Lineage: Eukaryota; Metazoa; Arthropoda; Insecta; Blattodea; Termopsidae. The record is from RefSeq and is a predicted model, not a curated record. Gene Ontology annotation, biological process: release of sequestered calcium ion into cytosol; phosphatidylinositol metabolic process; phosphatidylinositol-mediated signaling. Gene Ontology annotation, molecular function: phosphatidylinositol-4,5-bisphosphate phospholipase C activity; calcium ion binding.